Molecule: messenger RNA, 882 nt
Organism: Brassica rapa (field mustard)
Lineage: Eukaryota; Viridiplantae; Streptophyta; Magnoliopsida; Brassicales; Brassicaceae
Molecular function (GO): protein binding
Source: RefSeq, a predicted model, not a curated record
CGUGUCAUUUAUCUCUUAAAUGUUUUUUCAAAGGUUUUAUUCUUCUUCUUUUAACUUGUGUCUUUUUCUUGGAAGAUCGAUCAAUCAAGAACAAGAAUCUUGAGUUUAUCAAGUAAAAAUGGAGAUAACAACAACAUCCCAGUUGUGCUCACAGGUUAAGUUCUCGAUCUCAUCAUCACUCUUCUGUUUAAAUGGUAACAGUAAGAGGACCCAAAACGGAGCUGUUUCAGUCAAUUGCUUGAAAGAGAUCAAACCGUUCAGUAACAUUAGCUUCACUGCCAAGAAGAAACACAGAAACCAAGCGUCGGUGGUGAGGACAACAACACGCGCCUCCGUGGUGGAUGAGAAUCAACCCUCAGCUUCUUCCAGCAAAGGAGAACGGUGGCUUCUCCAACCAGUUGGCGAUGGAGACACAAGACACAUUGGUUACAAAGUGGAAAUGCCUGCUCCUUUCGAGAUCUCUUCCGGUCAAGUAACCAUCGGACGGCUACCUGAAAAGGCUGACGUUGUGAUUCCUGUGGCCACCGUUUCGGGAGUACAUGCGACAAUUGAUACACAAGGAGACAACCUUCUUGUAACGGAUAUGAACAGCACAAAUGGUACGUUCAUCGAAGACAAACGUCUAAUCCCUGGAGUUGCUGCUCCUGCCUUUCCCGGAACCCGAAUCACUUUUGGAGAUACAAAUCUAGCAAUUUUCCGUGUAUUCAAGCUCCAAGAUAAGCAAGAAGAAGAACCCACUGAGAAACCAGCCACAGAGUAACCAACCAAACCCCAAACCUGUUCAGUUGUACAACCAUUGUUGAGCUAUUAUACACUCUAUAUAAACAAUAUUUUUAUAUAUGUAAGAUUAUAACAUUUAUAUUUUGUUGUUUUAGUGCGUUA